Molecule: messenger RNA, 1347 nt
Organism: Aspergillus terreus NIH2624
Lineage: Eukaryota; Fungi; Ascomycota; Eurotiomycetes; Eurotiales; Aspergillaceae
Product: translation elongation factor Tu
Exons: 5
Coding region: 1-1347 (448 amino acids)
Biological process (GO): mitochondrial translational elongation
Cellular component (GO): mitochondrion
Molecular function (GO): GTP binding; GTPase activity; translation elongation factor activity
Source: RefSeq, a predicted model, not a curated record
AUGUCGAGCAUCUCCCGAACCGCCAACCUCUUCCUGCGCACCAGCAGAUCCUCUCUGCUGCGGCCCCGUGCUGUCAACCCUGUUCAGCAUGUUUUCCUCAAAGACAGAGUGGCUGCCCGUGGUCUGGCCACGGCGUUCGAGCGUACCAAGCCUCACGUCAACAUCGGUACCAUUGGUCACGUCGAUCACGGCAAGUCCGGAAUGCUAACAGGGCCCUCCCAGACCACUCUGACUGCCGCCAUCACCAAGCACCAGGCCUCCAAGGGCCUCGCGACCUUCCUCGAGUAUGGUGCCAUCGACAAGGCUCCUGAAGAGCGUAAGCGUGGUAUCACCAUCUCCACUGCUCACAUCGAGUUCUCCACCGACGACCGUCACUACGCCCACGUCGACUGCCCCGGUCACGCCGAUUACAUCAAGAACAUGAUUACUGGUGCCGCCAACAUGGAUGGUGCUAUUGUUGUCGUUGCCGCUUCCGAUGGUCAGAUGCCCCAGACCCGUGAGCACUUGCUGUUGGCCCGUCAGGUCGGUGUCCAGAAGAUCGUGGUCUUCGUCAACAAGGUCGAUGCCGUUGAUGACCCGGAGAUGUUGGAGCUCGUUGAGCUGGAAAUGCGCGAGCUCCUGACCAGCUACGGAUUUGAGGGUGAAGAGACCCCCAUCAUCUUCGGUUCUGCUCUCUGCGCUCUUGAGGGCCGCCGUCCUGAGAUUGGUACUGAGAAGAUUGACGAGCUGAUGCACGCCGUCGACACCUGGAUCCCCACCCCCCAGCGUGACCUCGACAAGCCCUUCCUGAUGUCCGUCGAGGAAGUCUUCUCCAUUGCUGGUCGUGGUACCGUCGCUUCCGGCCGUGUCGAGCGUGGUAUUCUGAAGAAGGAUAGCGAAGUCGAGAUCAUCGGUGGUGCUUUCGACGCCACGAAGACCAAGGUCACUGACAUCGAGACCUUCAAGAAGUCUUGCGACGAGUCUCGCGCUGGUGACAACUCUGGUCUCCUCCUCCGUGGUAUCCGUCGUGAGGAUGUUCGGCGUGGUAUGGUCAUUGCUGCUCCUGGCAGCACCAAGGCCCACGACAAGUUCCUUGUCUCUAUGUACGUCCUCACUGAGGCUGAGGGUGGCCGUCGUACCGGAUUCGGUACCAACUACCGCCCCCAGGUCUUCAUCCGUACUGCCGAUGAGGCCGCUGACCUCAGCUUCCCCGACAACGAUGACUCCCGCCGUGUCAUGCCCGGUGACAACGUUGAGAUGGUCCUGAAGACCCACCGCCCCGUGGCUGCUGAGGCUGGUCAGCGCUUCAACAUCCGUGAGGGCGGCCGUACCGUCGCCACUGGUCUCGUCACCCGUGUGAUGGACUAA